AUUAUUAAGAAUAAAAAAAGGCAUGGAAGAAGAAUUGAAAUAGCAAGGGUGUAUGGCGUGAAGCUAAGGGGUUGUGUCCAACGAAAAUUUAAUUGGAUUAGUUGUUAUUGCCAGAUGAUGGUCAACAAAAUGAAUGGACUUGCAUAAUGGUAAUAUUGGUUUUUAUUUGUAAUUUUCACUAUCCGAAGUGUUUCGUCGUGCACGUACAAGUUUCAGUGAUUUUAAGGACUCUUCUGUCUGUCAUGGUUAUAUUUUUGUGUGUAUCUUUUCGUGUGGGGUUUUAUUUGACAGAUACAAUAUUGGUUUCAUGAAGAAACUUGAUUAUGUUUUUAGCCUAAGUUGUUCUAACUGGCUAGUUAAUAUGCGGUCAAAUUUAUGCUUUCAAUCGUUACUGUUGAUCUAAUUUUCUAAACACUUUUUAGAAAGCGGGAAAUGUGUGAUUUUCAACGUGUAAAUAAUUAUUCAUAAUGUAAUUUACACACAACCUAAUUAACUACAGACUAAAAUGGAAAGCUGUUGUAUAACCAACCUAAAAGAACAAAAGGGAAGCGCGGAGCCGGAGUGAAGGAUGGACGAGUGGAUGCUGAACGACCUGCUGGAGUGCUCAAUAUGCCUGGAGCGGCUGGACACGUCGAGCCGGGUGCUGCCCUGCCAGCACACCUUCUGCAAGAAGUGCCUGGAGGAGAUCGUGAGCACGCGCUGCGAGCUGCGCUGCCCCGAGUGCCGGGUCCUGGUGGACGCCAGGGUGGAGGACCUGCCCCCCAACGUGCUGCUCAUGCGCAUCCUGGAGGGCAUGCGCCACGCCGCGGGCCCCAACCGUCGCCCGGCCGGGCAGUUGGGGGCGCCCCCGGGGGGCCACAUCCCGCCCGGCGUGGUGCAGCACCUCACCGCCGUCGCCCAGCGGUCCCCUCCGCGGGCCCCCGCCGCGGCCAAGCCGCCGGCCCAGCCCUACGCUCGUGCCCUCUACGACUACCAGUCCAGCGAGCCGGGGGAUUUGAACUUCAAGAAGGGAGACGUCAUAAUGCUGCGUAAGAAGAUAGACGCGAACUGGUGCCAGGGCGAAUGUGGGGACAGCCAGGGGGUGUUCCCGCUCACAUAUGUACAGGUUAUAACUCCUUUACCGAGUCAUAUUCCUCAGUGCAAAGCUCUCUACGACUUCCGAAUGACCGACGAUGAAGAAGGCUGCCUAACGUUCAACAAGGGCGAAGUGAUAAACGUGAUCAGGAGAGUGGAUGAGAACUGGGCGGAAGGGAAGCUGGCGGACAAGAUCGGCAUUUUCCCGCUGGCCUUCGUGGAGCUGAAUAGUGUCGCCAGGGCUCUCAUGAAGCUGUCUGUGAACUCGCAGCCGGGCCCGUCGCGGGUGGCCCCGCCGACGCCCACCUCAGAGGAGACGGUCCCGCUGAUCCCCACGGACCACAGCCGCACGGUGUCGCUGUGCCGGCCGCCGCCCGCCCCGGCCUCCGACUCCAGCUCCACCCUGUCGUCGGCCUCGUCCUCCACCACCACGCCUAACACCUCGAGCAGCAACACCUCGUCCAGCUCCAGCACGGCCCCCUCCUCUCCCCAGUCCCCGCCCCCGCCGCGGCCCGCCGACCAGCGCCACGGCUUCGGCCGGCCGCUCUCACACAGACACUCGGCGGAGAUACUCAGUCCGACUGAGGGUGCCCCGGGGGAAGUGCGCGCCUCAGAACCCAGCCCACAAGCACAGGUGGUCGGAGGGGAGGCGCUGCAGCGGCAGAACAGCCAGCGCCACCGUCGCUCGGGCAGCACGGAGCUGCCGGGGCCUCCUCCCCCCCCUCCCCCGCAGGGUUCGCAGCCGUCGCCGGGGGCCUCCGUCAGCCAGCUGCCCACCGCGUACGUCGCGCUGUACCCCUACAAGCCCCAGAAGGCGGACGAGCUGGAGCUGAGGAAGGGCUGCGUGUACGUGGUGACGGAGCGCUGCCAGGACGGCUGGUUCAAGGGCACCAGCAGCCGCACCCAGAAGAGCGGCGUCUUCCCGGGCAACUACGUCGCCCUCGCCAAGACGGCGGCGGGCCUGCAGGCCCAGCUGCACGGCAUGGCGCGCCCCGGCAACGGGAGGGGGCCGUGCGUCGUCCCGCAGCCCAGCGCGCGCGGGGCGCCCUCCGCGACCGCGCCGGUCACCUACACCCGCGGCGGAGGGGGUGGGGCCAAGCAGCCGUCCAUCCCGCUGACCUUCAGCCCUCGCCAGCACACCCUCACGGUGGGCAGCGCGGUGCAGGCGGGCCCUCCGGACCUGCCCCCCCGCUCCUGCAGCCCGGCCGUGCUCCCCCACGGCGGGGGCGGGGUGUCGUCGGCAUCGUGGCACGGCCAGCAGCCGGCCCCCGGGGUAGAGAGCCCCGUGCCGCUGGGGCGCAGCCACAGCGCGGUCAUGGUGCCUCCCGCCGCCGACGCGGCCGUCUCCACCACCAUCACGCCUCCCCCCAACGUGUCCGUGCCCGCCGCCAAGCUCGCCGAGAGGAUGCGGCACGAGGCCAAGGACAAGAAGGAGAAGGUGGGGCUGAUGCGUCGCCUCACCAGCAUGAAGAAGUCCAGGUCCCCUCCGCCGGCCACCUACUCCAUGGACAACCCCGUGUUCGAGGACGGCAGCGUGGUGGUCAGCCCCUCGCACCCCGUGCACGUCAGGUCCGGCUCGUGCCCCAGCCAGCUGCUGCAAGUCCUGCCGGUAGACGCUAGCUCCGCGCACCACCGCGUGUUCGGCUUGUCCGGGUCACAGAGGCUAAAGCACAAAGAGCGCACCAGUAUAGUCACGGCUAACCUGGCCCAGCCUGCAAGGGUUGGCGAAACUACACCGGCCUGCAGUAGCCACCAUCGCAAGUCGAACUCUCUGGAUGCCGACUCCAGUGAUGCCUCCAGGAAAGCUAACAAGCCACAGACUGUGCCGGUGAGAGAAAGGUUCCGCUGCAUAGUGCCUUACCCCCCGAACAGCGAGUACGAGCUGGAGCUGCGCGUCGGCGACAUCAUCCAUGUGCACAAGAAGAGGGACGACGGCUGGUACAAGGGCACGCAGCAGCGCACCGGCCGCACCGGGCUCUUCCCGGCCAGCUUCGUCGAGUGCUUGUGAGGCCGCGGCGCGUGCGUGCUCGAGUCGUGCGUGUGACGCGCCGCCGGCCGUGCGUCGCCGUCUCCCCUCCUCUCUCACGCGUGCAAGUCGCACCUCCUCGAGAUGGACCAGAUGUUUCCAACAACAAGACAGUGGAUUAGUGGAUUCAAUUUUGUUUCGGUGAAAAUCCUUAUAUUCAUAACCCAGUGAGGACGUUUCACAUCAUCUUCCAGUGUUAAUGUCAUCUGGAAUAUUUCUAUUUUAAAAAUACUUAUAUUUUUUUUCUCUUUGAAACUUUUGUCAUUGCACUAUAGUAUCCUGUUUCUUAAAAAACCAAAAGUCUUGAAUAUAUAUAUAAUGUAUAGAAGUCGCGAGCUCCAGGUUGAAUUUUCUGGCCAGUUUCGCGGAAGAAUUGUUCAAUCGCUGGGGUAUCGACGGUGUACGCCCCAGGUGGUCUUCGACCGUACCAGGGCUAACCAGUCCAGUCGUGCCACCACCCCUUCUCCACCCGUCCGGCCCCUUCGCUGGUUCAAAAAUUCCAGGCAGUGCUUACGAGCGCCGCCAGGCGACCUUUGAAGAGAAGCUUUCUUUAUGCUAUUUUUUGUACCCGAUUAACUUUGUAUCAGGCCUACAUUCAGUUUUGAAUUUAAAAUAUGGUUUGAUUAUUAAAAGUUAAAAACCUACUUACUCAAACUUUAUUUCACACUGAUGAUUUUAAAAUGUCAAACGUUCUAAAGGAUAAGAAGUAUCCAUACAUAGGUUAUCCGAAUGCGAGGAACAGUUCAUGAGGCACAUCUAUGUUCCAUUUUUUUUUAGUGUAAGACAAGGACAACUGCAAUUUAUACAAAAGAAAUGUUAAGAAAUUAUCUGUAGGUGGCUGAAUUUUUCAGCUCAACAACACAUUUCUGGUUCCCCAUUUACUUAAUAAAAAAUGUGAAUAAACCACCAAAAAAAAAACUAGUUACUUGAAGACAAGAUGAAAAGCAAUUUAUAACAACAAUUUUAUACAGGUACUGCAUAAAACAAGGGUUCCAACUGCCACGCAAAAAAAUCCGUACGAAGGUGGAUCUACGUCAUGAAUUUUGCUCCUGGGAACACUCUCUACUUGACAGAAAAAUUGAGAGCUAAAGGAAAUUUCAUGUCACUGCACGAAAAAUAGUGUGUACUAGAUUCUUUAAAGAAAAUCUAUUUGUGUUUCAAAUAUUAUCGCAUACGAUCAUAACUUGUAAACUAACCGCCCACCUUGUCAAUAAUCUGCCCCUCCACUCGGCAAAAAGAAACAAAAUCCAUGGAAUGAGAGAGAGAAACAGAAUACAGCCCGUGACCUUGAGUCAAGCGAUCUUAGAGCUCUCUUGCGUGCGAGCUUCAAACCACUAGUACUUUCUUUUUCUAUUGGGGGAGCUUGCAACUGCCUCAUUUUUGGAUCCCAAAAUUGGCAGAAUAAAUCGUAUUCCAUUGCGACUUCUAUACAUUAUAUAUAUUCUGUGGCAACAGCUCAUCUUAACAGUGUAAAAUGAACCUUUGUUACUUGCACCGUCGUACAUUAUAAUAUUAUAUGGACAUGUAUAUAUGCCCCCGUUCCAGUAGCGGAUCAGUUCUCAUUAAAGAUCUUGUUAAAGAUUGGCAUCUUUGGUCUCGUGGCUGCUUCUUUGAAGGAUGUGGGUGGCCGGGUAUUGAUAUACUUUAGCGUCACUGUACGUUCUGAUUACUGUCAACUCGUGUGUAUUUUCCACAAGGUUUUUCUGUUAACCUGCGAAUGAAACUGUUCCCUUUCAUCUACUGUAAACUGUAAGUAUAAAUUAGUACAAUGAAAUAUUUCAGGAUUUGUGUGUUCUGAGUGGGCACAAGUCUUGUUUAAAGUGGCUGGUACGCGCUCAGCCCUUUGGAAGCGAAGUAGCAGCUACCGUCAUCACGUUGGAAGACACUUCUAACAGAUGUACAUCUACCACUGGAUGGCAAUAAUGGCUGUCAGUCUGCAGCUAAUACAAAAGUGUUCAGAAUUAUUUAUUUGCAGUUAAGACUGGUUUUGCAACUAUACUAUCCUGUUCUGCAGAUUUGUAACAAAAUUUUUUUGUGAGUUUAGGUAGUUUAUGAAAGUGGACGUUUUUACGCAGUUUUGUGAGCAAAUCUAAUUUGGAAACUUCUUAGGAAUUAGCCAUCUCUGGUGAUUUUAGAAGGGCAAAUAAUGUCUCUCAAAGAUAAUCUUCUGCAACAAGAGUUUUAUUUUCAAGCUACAAUAAAAAAAAUGAUAAAAUCAAACAGAUGUUCAAAUUCAAGGCCAUGCUUUUGAGAAAGCCAUAUUGCUUGCAAGGAAUGCUUAAAGAACCAGUUCAGCAGCCAAAUUGUACCUCUUUCACACAGGCAGCAAAACUUCGUAGUGCAGUAAAAGUCAAGAUGUGCCUAGGAAGUCAUAAUUGAGUGUUUAUUUGUAAUUGAUUAUUCCCUAUCACUAUCAGUUAUCUUUGGUAGUAAAAUUAUGUCCUCCACAUGUUCAACUUCUUACAUUCACCUCUGAACGUGUGGGAGGUUACUGUGUCUGCAACAAAUUUUUCUGACAUUGAUUUGCCCGUAGAAUUGUGUGCCACUGUGUGUAUCUCUGGAAAGUCUCAUUACUAGCUUUCUCAGUUGGUAACUUGUUCCAACAAAUCUGCCCAAAUGUCCAUUGCAGGUUUAAUGUUUGCAUUCAAGAGUACCAGUGUAUCCAAUUUUUUUGCCUUGAAUAUGACUUAUUUUCAUAGCCCAUAUCUAUGAGGAGAAAAGUUGUUUAUGAUUUAUAUUAGAGCUGUACUGAUUUACAAAAUUUUGCUGAUAUGCCGAUACAACGGUUGCUCAUUCACAGAUUCCGGACCGAUACAGGAUUAAAAAAAUAUAAAUAAAUAAAUAAUUAAUAAAACUUUGGUUUAAAAAAAUUGUAUAAAUUUACUAAAUUACCCUAAAUAACUCAUUCUGAGAAAAGCAUUCAAUGCAAAUGCACAUGUAUUUUAGUUUAUAAACGGAACAUUAUCUCUUUUUUUAACUCAUAUUUUUAGCUUGUUAUCAUUUGUUUGUUGACAACCCUAUAGUUGCUUAUUGAAACAUGAAUUUACUAAUGUAGGCUGAAAAAUUUAAUUAUUUAAUACGUUAAUUCUAUAAAAUAAGAAUAAUAGGUAACUAUUAAAUAUAUUGAUUCACAAAAUAUGAAGUUUAAAAAAAAAUUAAUUAAAAAUGUGCAAAAUUGCGAGACUUUGUACAUGUUUAUAAUUCAAGAAUGGGAAUGCCAGUACCAUCUUAAUGCCUGCGCAGCAAAAAUAUACAGCACAAAACAUUUGGACAGAAACCUUAGUAAUUCUUGCCCUUGGUAAUAUAGGACAACAGUAAAAAUUAUUUAAGUUAUGUGAAGUCCUAUAUUAUUUGGGAUAAUUUUUUUAAAUUUAAUUUUAAAAACUUUAAGUAAGUUAAUCUAAAAAUGUCUCCAUCACAAUAUUACAUUCUUAUUGAACUUUACUGUGCUGAUGAUAUAUUUAAGAUUUAUUAGAUUCUGGAAAGUUAUUAAAACAUACGGUGUUUAAGUUUGCACACGUAGCUAAGAUGAUGCAAGUUCAAAGUAUGUAGUAAGUAGUACAAAUAGUGAAAAGGGUACCGAUGGAUUUUUACGUUAUGACGGGCACUUUCAUUUUUCAAUAAUAUCAGGUUAAAAUUAACACGUGUAUUGUGAAUUCGCAGAAAUGCCGAUUCAACUAAAUUUCAGCAAAAUCGGCUUCUGCCAAUUCGUAUCGACACAGCUCUAGUUUAUAUUAAUUUUCAUGAAUGCCUGUCUCAUUUUACCCUAAUUUGCAAGUACAAAAAAUUGGCUUGGUUGUGUGCUGAGUUAUGUUUCCAAUAUUUUUUGUAACCAGAAACUAAUUUUCAAGCAGUGCAAUAGUAGAAUGUUUUUCAGUUUUAUUUUGAUUAAGAAUUUAUUUAAUUUCCGUAGUCAAUUGCGUGUUGUGUAAAAAGUGAUUUAAAGUGAUUGCAUGUUGUCAUGUUACUGUUUUAUUAAUUAGUUUCAUUUAAUGAAUAUUCAUGUGAUAUUUUUUUAGUAUUUACUUAGCGUAUGGAAUUAAAUAAUGCCAUGUAAAGAAGUUGUGCUGCCAGUAAUUUUGUAUUUGUUUUAACACAAUUAUCUUUUUUUUUAUUUUUUUAUUGUGAUACUAAACAGUCUGAAACAUGUACAUUGUAGCAUGUGAUUUUCUGAUUGUUUACUACUAGUUAUAGUUUUGUAUGUACAUAUAUCAAGAUUCAUAUUUAAAAGAAAUGAUAAUUUACUACUAAUGCUGUUUUACAUAAGUGUAUGUUUCUGACACAAUUUUUUUAAAUUUAAUUUUUAAAAUAACUCAAAAAUGUUACCCAUUUGUGAGCACAGUAGUAUUUUUUUUUAUUAUAAUUUUCAGCCAUAAUAAAAUGAAAUAUUUCAGAGAAGUGCCAGUAGUUUUUUUUUGAUAUCUCAGAGCUGGUGUUGCUGAGGUGGAUAGUACAGUGUUGAUGUCAUUCUUGCCUUAAAAAAAUUUAUUACAUUUCACAUUAAUUUUUUUUUUACAUGAUAGAGUUGUCAAUACAAACACUACAUGAUCACCAUAAAUGAAGUACAUCUAUGCUGUCUUAAAAUUGUAGCUCUCCAAUCCUAGAUUGGCAACGUUUGUGCCUCGAAUAAUCUCGCAAAAAGUCCCAACACAUUCGGUUGCAAAGUGGUCUAAGGACUUCAGUAUCAAUCUGUAUCUACUUAAUAGCAAAGAGAUAAAACUAAUGUGUAAUAUUUGCGUGAAAAAGCUGCAACUAAAAUUUUUUCACUCACACGUGCUUUACGUACUUCAGGCAAUAUUUCUUCUAACAAGUAAAAUAAUUUAGUUCCCAAAAUAUUUCUGUACUGUAAAUUAGUUUUAAUUCUUAGGAUUGAAUGUUAUAAUACAUCACAAAUAUAUAAUCUGCUGUCUUCAGCUGCUAAGCGAUAUGUUUGCAUUUUUUUAACAAAAAAGAAUGACCUGUACCAAACACUACUAUGUGCUAUUUUGAUUAUGUUACCUUAUUGCAAAUUUUAUGGUUUAUAUGUUAUUUUUCAAUCAUUGUAAACUAGACUGCUAACAGUGUAAAACUGAAAUUGAUAACAAUCAUGUACCCAUGUUUGAUAUAUGGUCACAGUUUACCUUUCAGAGUAAUUUAAACGCUUAAAAGUUUUGAUUCUGAAUUUUUGAGCGUUUCAAACUUGAGAUGGAAUCAUUUGCAAAUCUUUUAAUCUUGUGUUGAAUUUUACUGAAGUAGUGUUUAUAUUUGAGUCAAGUAAAAUUUGCUCAGUUACGUAUGCAUAUUCUUUGUGUUUCCCCCCAUCAACCCAGUGGUUAUUUAAACGUGCGCUGUACAGUUGAGAUCCCAACUCAAUGGUGAAGUAACUACUGGUAUGUUAACCACAGUGAUUUUUUUUUGCACCUAAGCAACUUAUAAUUGGUUUAUUUAGCUAGUUGAAAGGGUCAAUUUUGUUUCUUAAAUAAUAUUGAUUUAAUUCUAUCAUUUCAAAUUUAUUUUUUACUGCUCAAGUGAAUAAAUUUUAAUAUAAUUUCAGGGUGUCCAUAUUCUUAAGAAACUUUAGGAAAGUCCUGGAAAUUUCUAUUAAUUUGACUAUUAGGGCAUUUUUUUCUCCAGAUGUUUUAGUGCUUAGUCAUUCUAUAAAAUGGUAUUUGCAAAGGUUCUGUUUGUAAUAAAGCAAAAAGAGAAGUAGGCUGCUGUAGUGAUGGUGGAGGAUUUUUUUUUUAAAUUGCAUAUUAGUAGGUUUAAAUAUUAUUAGUAUUUGUCGAAGAAUUUGAAAUUUUAGACGGUGUAAUUUUUAUUACAACCUUGUGUGAACACACUGAAAUUGUUAAUGCUCUAUUUUUACGCAGUACUUAACCAUAUUUAAUUGUUUACCCAUCUCUUUAAUCCUAAAAUGCAAAUCCCUUUAAUAUUACAGUAUUUCUAUAGUCUAUGGUGACAUCUCUUUUUCCGUAAGCUCUUCCACGGAACUUGCAGUUACCAACUCUCUCGAAUGUUGCCAAUGGCCGAUUGCUAAAGCAAAGUAGAUUACUGCACGGGCCACCAAUAUGGCAGCCGCUAAUUCUAUUGGCAGCAACUAUCGCCACCACUACAGUGAAGGAAUCUUCAGCUGACUUUACGUAGAAUGAGGUCGGCUUUUCAGUUAUGAAUAUUGGAUCAUAACUUCGCGCACUCAUAAAAGACAAGAGGGCUCUGGAAACUGUUCGUCAGUAGGGACAAGAUUAUGUGGUGAAUUGUGAUAAAACCAAAAUAACAGAAAAAUGUGUCCAUACACCACAUAACACCGAAAUUCAAUAAUCUUGAAACUAAUCAAUAUUUUUAAGCAAAACUUAACUCUAAUGACAAAUAUUUAAAUACGGUAUUAAAUUCAAUGAAAGUAAUUUAUUCCGGAUUAUGUUUCUACCACAAUUUAAUAAAAACAGACUGGACAAAGUUUACUUUUUUAAAUCUUGCAAUUGUUAUUACUCAUUUUAACAUUAUGACCUUAGGACAUUUUUCAAACAUAGAUGUACUUAAGGGCGUAUAUUUUAUUAAAGUACAACAUGAAACUGUUUUGGAGAAAUUAGUAUCAUGGAACAUUUAAGUACCAUAUUUUUUCAUUAAUAUGCUCUCUCUUUUAAUAAAGAGAAUUCAUAAAAAAUAAAAACAGUAACACCCAAAAUCUUUUGUGUUAAAAAUAGAAAAAUGAAAUUGGCCUGAAAAAUAAAACCAUCAUCAAUUUUAUGAACAUAAGGGAGAUCAUUUUUAACUCAGUUCCUUGCUUUUGAAUUCUGUUGCGUGGAAAAAGAGGCCAUCUAUGAACAGAAUGUCCAGCAUCAGGGAACAACGUGAAACUGUCAGUGAGUUUUUAAUUUUGGGGCAGGGAAGUAUUCAGGGGAACAUGUCAUGUGUUACAUUAAGAAAUUUACUAAGUCAAAUGAUUAUAUGAAGGAUCUUCCUGCAUCUCUAAUCCAUUAACUGCAUCAUGCUUAUUGAAUUUCGGUUUAGUCUUUGUUGCAAUGCUUGUGUGCAGUGUUUUUUUGAUCUGUGAGGUUGAAUUCCAUCUCGGACUGUGUUGCAAGAAGUGUCACUUUGCGAUAAGUUUCCAGGUGCUCAUUACCAUAUAAACAGUCGCAACAGUGAAUAAUUCUUAGGUACUUUGUUACUGUGGCAGUGUUAGGAAUUUGCGCAAAAAAUUAUAUUGUUUACUUUUUAUGGAAAUAAUAUACGGCAUGUUUCAGUCUGGUAAAAAAUGAUAGACCUGGAAAAUUCUGGUUAUUCUGUUUGUGGAAUAUUUUGACAAAGUAUUUUGUGAUAGAUACAGAAUGCCAACAUUUGGAGAUGUAAGGUGUAUAUACAAGGGUAAAAAAACAGGCUCAAGCUAAGUUUCAUCCUAAAAAUAGCUCUACCCCAUCUUACAUGCAACAGCAGCUUAAGUACCACUGGGUGUGGGAACUCACGCAAAAGUGACAUUAGUAGUCACAAGACGUCUCACAAGCUAGUAGCAUCUUUAAGUUCUUUAAGCUUUAAGUUAAUUCUCAUUUUGCACAUUGUAAAUAUGGUACAUUGUGUUUGCCUGCAUUGGGUUUAAUCUUUCCGUAAAAGAAACUUAAUAGCCAUUUUUAUUUUACAUGUUAAAACAAUAUUAUAUAGAUAGUAUUUUAUAUUUUGAGUUAAUUGUGUACUAACUAGCCUCUAACUUCAGUUAUGAUAGGAUACUGAAUAAUCACGCUAACUACUGCCAUACAGCAGCUAUUUUAGUUGUGUAACUUAUUUGCUACCUGAUUAAUUUAUUUAAGUGCCACCAUCCCGAGUUUUUGCAGCUAACAACUUGUACAAACCAUUUGUUGUUGAAGUAUGCCAAGUGUUCUCAUGUACGUACUACUAAGUUUCUUUUACCAAUUCUGUGGUUUGCCAUGUGUACACAUAGGAAAUUUUUACAUUAAAAAUAAUACUGUACAUUAUAAUUGUAUUGUAUAUGCUGAGCAUAAUUAUUUUUUUAAAUAAUUUGUGUUUUUUAUUUCAAUGUAAUGUUCAGUUGACUUAAAAUAGAGCUGAGCUAAUCACCCAUUUGUCAGUUGUGCUAAUACUGAUUAUUUAUUACCAAUCGUAAAGUUUUUGACGUGACAACGUCUAAUAAAUCGAUGAACGCCAGCUGCACGCACAAAAAAGUGUCCCGUUACGCACAUUGUUCCGUUACGCUGUGUCCUUUUACACUAAUUGUUCCGUUACGCUGUGUUCCGUUACGCUGUCGGCGAGUGCAGUAAUAAUAGGUUAUGUUACAAUUGACUAAAAAAAUUAUGGUGAUUCAUGUAAUUGAUGAUGGAUAUUUGAUUACAGUUUAUUUAUAUGAAAACUUGUUCAUAAUUAUAUUUAAACUUUGAAGCUAAACACCAGUUUUUAAAAUUAAUUACAAGUCAUUUACACGUGAACUGUUUCGUCGACUGUUUAUAAAGUGAAGUGAAAAGUUAAUGUGGUUUUCAUUGCUUAUUACAACAAUUUCGGCAAUAAAGGUUAAUUAUUCUUGCAUUUUAAAAAUCUAAUUACUAGUAUAAUUUCAUGUAUUUAUUCUUUUAUUAUUAAAAUAAAAAUGAUUCAAUUUUAUUCAUAAAAGUAUGCAAUCAUUUCAUCAAUGUUUUGUUAUGAUGUUGUCACGUUAAACUAUCGUCCGUAAACCGACUUUACAGACAACCAAUUUUUUUUUUUUUUUUAAGCUGACUGGCACAUUUCACUUUUCAAAACAUGUGUAUUCAGUCAAUUUGUUUUUAUUUUUUACUUAGAUAUUUUAACUUCUGAUUGACAAUAAUUGUAUCUGUCUGAUGCAAAUAUUCAUUGCAAGAAUGAAAUACCUAAUAAGUGUAAUAAUAAUAAAACAUGAAAUUUUAUAUUUUACAUUUUUGAAGUUGCAUUAUUUUCGAGUUACUACAUAAAUAAAAACAGUUCAAUCAUUAAUGAGUACCUAAAAAUAUUGUUUUUUUUUCAUACAAAAAUGAAGGUGCAUGAUCAUGCUGCAAUGCAGAUAGUUGAGCUAACUUGAGAGAGAGAGAGAAAGAAAAAGAGAGGGGAAAAAUAAUUGCACUAGAUUAAUUUUUUCUUCUUCAUAUCACAUGGUGUGUACAUACCUAAGUACCAAAAAAAUUAAGGAAACUGAAUGAUAGGUCAACCAAGUUACAAAAAAAAAUCCUUAAUUAUUACAGUAAUGGUGCUGGGAGUGUUUAUUUCGACACCUCAGAUCAUCCUAUCGUGUUAAAAUUACUUCUGAGAAGCAUUUGACUUUCUAACCCUGUGAUUUAAAAUAUAUAUAUAUUUUAUUAAUUUUAAUUAAUAUUAUUAAAAAUUUUAUUAAAAGGGAUUCUCUUUGUAGUUGCGCAUAAACAAUUGGAAGUUUUAAAAAACAGCUCUAACUUGUAUUCCGACAAUUUGUCUAUAUAAAUGUCUUCCAACACACAAAGCCAGUAUUUCUGUGCGUCUUAGGCUAGCCAGCAGUAGCCGCUGAUACUCAUCGGAGUAUGCACCCUCUCUCUGUGUUCUGUAGAACAUCUCCAUUCAUGACGUGAUACAGCAACGUUGUUGUAAUUCAGGAUUUUUUCGUAACUUCAUUGACCAGCCAUUCAGUUUCCUUACUUUAUUGGUACUUAAGUACACACCCUGUGAUAUGAAGAAGAAAAAAUUAAUCUAGCGCAAUUAUUCCCCCCCCCCCCCCCUUCUGUUUUUUUAUUUUUAUUUUUUAUCUCGUUAGCAUUGUUUUUCUCGGUGAUGGGCAAGACCUUCUGAAACAUUGCCCAAUUCUCACUGAUUGGUUUACAACAGUCAGCCCAGCUCUAUUUAAAAAUAAAUUUAGUAUUUUUCCAAUGAGAAUAAUGUAGACAUGUAUAUUAUGUAUAGUUAUGGAUUAUUAUUUAUGAAUUUAUGGUAGUGUACAGUCUUUAAAUUUAUAUUUUGAAGGUCUUUUGAAGUGUGUGUCAAUAAGUUUUAGAUUUAAUUUUUGUUAAAAUUGGUGCAUAGUAGUAUUAGUUAUUUAUUUAUUGAUGAAAGGACAGGGCAGACUUUAGUUAUAAAGUUCCCAUUCAUAUUUUUACAGCCCUUGAACACAAAUCUGCUCAAAAAUAAUUGUAAUGUUAAGGAACUUGAAAGACAUCCAUUCACUUGCGUUGUCACAGUUUUUUUUUGCAGCUUCUGAAGGUACGUUUCCCUCAACUUGUCGGCUCAGUGCUUUGUGCCAUUUAGUUGGGUCGCAAGUAAAUUAAACAAGCUUACAAUCCCAGAUUGAAAACUAGGUUUAAGCGUUUCUUCCCAGCAUAUGUUCCACUUAGCAUAGGUACAUAAAAUAAUGGCUCACAUCAAUCUUGUAUGACUUAACAUUCUUUGAAAAUGUAAAUGGUUCCUACAUAUUACCACAAUGAACUUUUAAUAUGCCACCAAGUAGAACUUCUAGUUGGAUGUUGUGUAUGGGAUUAGUGUUCAUGACUGAGCAUGCACCAAGUUUUUCAGUUAAAUUACGGUAAUAUAUUUUCAACAAGUACUUGGCUAGUCCUGGUUAAUAAGUUAUAAUUCCUUUCAAAAAUCUUUUCACAGUACAGUAUUUUACUCAAUGUUUGUAAUGUGAUGGCUUUUCUGUGGACUAGAAGAUAACAGAAUACUUGGGAUUGUAAACUUGCAUGUUGUUUUUUAGUUCUACAAGGAAGAAGUCAAGGUGUAAAAUCUAUAAGUUACACUGAACUGGGAGGUUAUCUACUCUUUGUACUUUCAUCAAAUGUGUCUCUCUUAUCAAAAACAUGUCACGUAAGUGUAGCCUUUAUGUAUAAAUUAUAUUUAGUGUAACCUUAGAAAUUCUUGCUCUAGGUAAUUUAGGACAAGUGUCAAAAAAUAUAUAUUUUGGCACUAGUGUUUAAUACUUUGUACUUUGUUAACUACGUAAUGGUAAUUUAUCUAAAUUAAGUUCUCUCAGAUGUAUGGUGUAAUUAUUGGCAGAAAGCUUCUGGGAUACCAUGUACCCAUAGAGAAGGUUAAGGUAAAAAAAAAAAGCAUAAAGUUUUGUCUUUUGCAGCUCUCAAUAUUAAAAAAUAAAUAUUUUACCGACAUUGUCUCAUACUGCAAUAGAAUCUGUUACCCUUGUCUUAAUAUUGUCAUAGUGUUAGUCACAAGUGUGGCUAACUUGGAAAUUAAGGAUGGAACUAAACACUACUGAAGACCCGAGGCUGUAAAGAAACAGUCCAGGGUUUGACAACAUUCACAAUUUUUUGGAUCAUCAAAAAUUUACUCUUAACAUUUAUUUAUUGCAAAUGUAGUUGUUUUAGUUGUGUGUUAGUUAAUAAAUUAUGACCUCAUGCUCUUGGAGACAUGGUAUAUAGUUGUAAAUCAGUACAUGAUGUGUAUUGUUUUAUGUUUAAUUUCCACUUCAACUUCGUUUUACAAAUUUUCAGAUAAUUUACAGAAUGCUGUUUAUUAAUUUUAAAUCUUUUAGUCAAUUUUAAUUUGUUGGUGGAAGGGGAAUUUCUGUAAAUGCUGUAUUGUAUAUUUAUAAAUUGUUGAUCAAUCGUAAUUUAUUUUGAAACUCGCCACAUUGCAUUGCAACUUGCCUCCAAGUGUGCAUCAUGUAAUGCAAGAAUUUGUGUGCAAUAAUCGGUAUUACUGUAUCAUAUGUAAUGUACAAUUAAUGUAUUUGUAAAUUAUUGUAGGAAAUUUUAUUUAUUGUAAUGAUGUUAGAAAUUUUUUACGAUUUUCCACUGUAUUUUCUAUGUGUAUAAUGAAGGCACAUGAACUUUGUAUAAAUGAUUUUAGUCUGAAUUUGUGCCUCAUGUGUUAAUAUUCAAUGGUCUUUAGUAAACACUUUAAUAAUUGUAAUGCUAUUAUAAAUAUGCCAUUUUAAAGUCAAAUGACUUUAACAUGUAGACUUAUGGAAAACAACAUUCAGAGUGUGUUAUGUACAUAUCAUCCUAUGAACUAUGAUGUCUUUAAACUGUCAUGUAAUAAUCACUGUCCUCUUACAUGUUUUUAAAAUAUAAGCCAGUUUAAUCUAUUUCAGUGUAAUGUUAAGUCAUAUUUAAACAUUUCUAUAUUAAGAAUUGUUUUGACCCAGUUUUUGUGUGUACAGUGUUCGAACAAUAUACUUUAUACUAGAAGAAA
Bacillus rossius redtenbacheri is the source of this 15205-nucleotide messenger RNA. Its product is annotated as E3 ubiquitin-protein ligase SH3RF3-like. Gene Ontology annotation, molecular function: ubiquitin protein ligase activity; metal ion binding; protein binding. Bases 569 to 3082 code for a protein of 837 amino acids. Gene Ontology annotation, biological process: positive regulation of JNK cascade; protein ubiquitination; positive regulation of proteasomal ubiquitin-dependent protein catabolic process. The record is from RefSeq and is a predicted model, not a curated record. The transcript is spliced from 15 exons. Lineage: Eukaryota; Metazoa; Arthropoda; Insecta; Phasmatodea; Bacillidae.